This is a messenger RNA of Erpetoichthys calabaricus (reedfish), 3284 nucleotides long. It is a transcript of the gene scdb, whose product is annotated as stearoyl-CoA desaturase b. Gene Ontology annotation, biological process: response to fatty acid; unsaturated fatty acid biosynthetic process. The coding region runs from base 240 to 1253 and encodes 337 amino acids. Gene Ontology annotation, molecular function: stearoyl-CoA 9-desaturase activity; iron ion binding; palmitoyl-CoA 9-desaturase activity. Gene Ontology annotation, cellular component: endoplasmic reticulum membrane. The record is from RefSeq and is a predicted model, not a curated record. The transcript has 6 exons. NCBI's taxonomy places the organism in Eukaryota, Metazoa, Chordata, Cladistia, Polypteriformes, Polypteridae.
UCAAUCCUCCCUCACAGCAGCGAGCUACGGUACAUCAGCGGAUUCAGUGCGCACUUGUGAAGCUUUUGGAUGAUACCGGCAUUGCUGCGUGUCACUGCGUCUCUCCUGUAACUGCGCACCCGCACUAAUCUGCCUAAAGGUAGGACCGACGUUCAUUUAAUCCGUGGACGCACACUUCACGCGGUGCAGAGUUACAGAACUACAGCAAGUGCUGCAUCCCCAAGAACAUCCUUUCAAAAAUGAACGACAUUCAGGCAUCACACUGGGAGACGAAAAACUCUGCGGUUAAUGGAAAUGGCGUGAUAACGGCAGUGACUUCCACUGUGGAAGACGUCUUUGAUGAUACCUAUAGAGAAAAAGAGGGACCAAAACCUGCGAGGAGAAUAGUAUGGAGAAAUGUAAUAUUGAUGUCUCUGCUGCACUUGGGAUCACUGUAUGGACUCACCCUUCUGUUUUCUGCAUCUGCAGCGACCUUGGCGUGGGCAUUUCUGUGCUACUGGAUAAGUGCUUUAGGUGUGACGGCGGGUGCUCAUAGAUUGUGGAGCCACAGGUCCUAUAAAGCCGCAUUUCCACUACGAGUCUUUCUGGCCGUUGCUAAUUCAAUGGCUUUCCAGAAUGAUAUUUACGAGUGGGCAAGAGACCACAGGGCUCAUCAUAAGUAUUCUGAGACCGAUGCUGACCCUCACAAUGCUUCCCGAGGAUUUUUCUUUUCUCACAUUGGAUGGCUGCUGGUACGCAAGCACCCUGAUGUGAUUGAGAAGGGCAGCAAGUUGGAGCUCAGUGACUUGAAAGCAGAUAAGGUUGUCAUGUUUCAAAGAAGAUAUUACAAGCUAUCUGUUAUUCUAAUGUGUUUCACAAUCCCAACUAUUAUUCCUUGGUACUUCUGGGGAGAGUCUCUCUGGAUUUCUUACUUUGUUCCUGGGCUCCUGAGGUACACACUGGUGCUCAAUGCCACUUGGCUGGUGAACAGUGCUGCACACAUGUGGGGAAAUAGACCUUAUGAUAAAAAUAUCAGCCCAAGAGAGAACAGAUUUGUCACCUUUAGUGCCAUUGGAGAAGGAUUCCACAACUACCAUCACACGUUUCCAUACGACUAUUCAGCAAGUGAAUUUGGCUGGAAAGUGAACCUAACAACUUGCUUUAUUGAUUUCAUGUGUUUCCUGGGCCUUGCUAACGAUCCCAAGAAAGUGCCAAAGGAACUAGUGCAAGCCCGUGUGCAGCGUACAGGGGAUGGAAGCCACAGGAGUGGCUGAGAGAAACAAGUAUCUCAUAAUCCACAAAAAUGUGAUAACAAGGUUGCUUUCGGAACAAGGUGGCUCUGUGGUGUAGCAAAAAAAAAAAAAAGUUGUCAUACUCCUUGUGAAGUUAACCUUUAAAUAAAUGGGUAAUAGAAUUAAAUAAAUCCCAGCACUCAUUACUCCACUAGUAUCAGCCUCACCCAAAAAGCAUUAGCAAACAAACCUGUAAGGAAAAAAUAAAAUCUCUCUACUUUAUGCGACUUCACAAGAUAGGAUAGCUACCUACCUUACUAUUCGGUUAACAUUUUUGGGCCAGUGGAUUUAAAAUGAAGUAGUCCUAAAAUGCUGCCUGCAUUUAAAAAAAAAGCAUAAUCUGACAAAUGAUGUUAAGCUAAUGUGCAAAUAAACCACUGUGUGUCAGGCCUAAAGUAUAACUUAAAUUCAGUACAACAUUUGUCAAGACUCUGUGCAGAGCACAGAACUGCCUUUGCUGUUACAGACCAAGAUGAUAUUCUGAUUGGUACUGAAUAUUGCUACUUUGACAUACAUCACUGAUAAAGUAGCGGGACAUGAAACAGAAUUAAAAUUAUCCAAAAAAUUUACUGUAUUUAGAAGUUUUCAACCCCGAGCAAAUGUUAUCCUACUUAAAAAGGAUUUGUAUAUUAUAUUUAAGAUGGUCACUGCCUUCUAAAAUACUUGUGAAUUUCAUUAGCAGAGAAAUAAAUACCAGAGUUUUUAAGGUAGCACGGUACACAGUGGUAGAUUUUAUAUGACAGCAAGAAUAUGAGUGGCAGUAUUAAUUUCAUCCAAGGGCCUUGAACAAGCACCAAAAUAAAAUAAAUCAGAGGCAUCUAGUUGUUGUAAUACUGCUUGUUUGAGGGGUUUUAGUCAGUACUUGUAUAGAAGCUGCAUUUCUUCGAUGGGCUUUGUUUCAUAAGAACAUAUAAGAAGUCCAUUGUCGACUGAUUCUGUUACCUCUCACUGAAAAGGUGCAACAGCUCUCCACCAGUUCCGAAAUGUCUCUAGUGACAGCAGCUACAGAGGGAAAGGUCAGAGAGUCCUUAGAAAGGUGGACCUCAACAGUGAAUGCCUGUCAAUGCAUUCAGAGGAAGCAGAAUGAGGAAUUAAUUAAGCUUUGCUAAUAUGCAGUUAUAUUGUGUUGCUGAAAAUGGCUGGAAGGAAAAAAGUUUCAAACUGGUGAAAUUGAGGGGAAUGUCUCUUUGGCUACAUGAACCCCUCAAUACAUGCCAUUGGUAUUCUAGAAAAAUUCUACUCCUUUUUAUUUAUUUAGCAAGACACAAUCAGAAAAUUGUGCCUAAUGCCUUACUACUUUAGAUCCAUUUCCAGGGUUGCCUUUAUUUUCUAUGAACCUGAAUGGCAGUUUCACAUAGUAAUUACUGGCAACUUAAAUGGAUGGCAGGAUAUCUGCUGCUUGAGGUAAAAAGUGUUUUUUCGCUAACAAGGAUCUUUUUGGGCAAUGUGUUUGAACAGUAUGUGCCAACCUAAAGAAGAAUUCGUGAAAUUUAGUUUAUAUGGACCAAUUUCUUUUCAAAUAUAUGUAAACGUUGGAAUUUCUAACUGACUUUAUAAAGCAAAUUGGUGCUUUAUGACUGCCUUAAUAAUUAAAGGCAGUGGCUUUUCCAGAGCUGAGAUCUAACCUUAGCACUUAAUAAGUGUAGCAAACCAUAUAAUAAUUAGGUGCCCUAGACUUGGCUGCACAGUUUCUUGACUCCAAAGGCAAUUUUCAUAAUUUUGAUAAAUGUGUAAAAAGAUUAGUGAUUUAGUAGAUGUAGUCAUAGAACACUGUGUUUGAAUUUGUGCACUAAGGAUGUGAAUUAAUGAUAAGCAUUUUAAAUAAACUAUUCUUUAUUUAAUUGCUUUACAAUUUGUUGUUGAGUUCUUUAUUGAUGUGUACUUUAGAACAUCAGCAACAAACUGCCUUAAAAUGUUUACUCUGCUGGCAUAUUUUUUGGGAAAUUACUAUUGCAGAAUGUGCAUUGUAAUUUUUUGUUUUGUGAGAAUAAUAAAAUGUGCUGUUGUUGUUAA